AUGACUCUUCCCCGUGUCUCUCCCCAGGGCUCCUCAGACAACAUAAAGAAAGUGAUGAGAAGGGAGAAGAACCGUAUCGCUGCCCAGAAGAGUAGAAUGAGACAGACUCAGAAGGCAGACAGUCUACACCUGGUGAGGAGGACUACCCACAAUGCAACACACCGAUGCGUGCACCAUGUCUGGCUAUGAGUUAGGAUGACUACCCACAAUGCAACACACCGAUGCGUGCACCAUGUCUGGCUAUGAGUUAGGAUGACUACCCACAAUGCAACACACCGAUGCGUGCACCAUGUCUGGCUAUGAGUUAGGAUGACUACCCACAAUGCAACACACCGAUGCGUGCACCAUGUCUGGCUAUGAGUUAGGAUGACUACCCACAAUGCAACACACCGAUGCGUGCACCAUGUCUGGCUAUGAGUUAGGAUGACUACCCACAAUACAAUACACCGAUGCGUGCACCAUGUCUGGCUAUGAGUUAGGAUGACUACCCACAAUGCAACACACCGAUGCGUGCACCAUGUCUGGCUAUGAGUUAGGAUGACUACCCACAAUGCAACACACCGAUGCGUGCACCAUGUCUGGCUAUGAGUUAGGAUGACUACCCACAAUGCAACACACCGAUGCGUGCACCAUGUCUGGCUAUGAGUUAGGAUGACUACCCACAAUGCAAUACACCGAUGCGUGCACCAUGUCUGGCUAUGAGUUAGGAUGACUACCCACAAUGCAACACACCGAUGCGUGCACCAUGUCUGGCUAUGAGUUAGGAUGACUACCCACAAUGCAACACACCGAUGCGUGCACCAUGUCUGGCUAUGAGUUAGGAUGACUACCCACAAUACAAUACACCGAUGCGUGCACCAUGUCUGGCUAUGAGUUAGGAUGACUACCCACAAUGCAACACACCGAUGCGUGCACCAUGUCUGGCUAUGAGUUAGGAUGACUACCCACAAUGCAACACACCGAUGCGUGCACCAUGUCUGGCUAUGAGUUAGGAUGACUACCCACAAUGCAACACACCGAUGCGUGCACCAUGUCUGGCUAUGAGUUAGGAUGACUACCCACAAUGCAACACACCGAUGCGUGCACCAUGUCUGGCUAUGAGUUAGGAUGACUACCCACAAUGCAACACACCGAUGCGUGCACCAUGUCUGGCUAUGAGUUAGGAUGACUACCCACAAUGCAACACACCGAUGCGUGCACCAUGUCUGGCUAUGAGUUAGGAUGACUACCCACAAUGCAACACACCGAUGCGUGCACCAUGUCUGGCUAUGAGUUAGGAUGACUACCCACUACGCCCUGUGUAUGGCACCAUAUCUCAGCACGACUGGGCUUGGCAUGAGCAAUUUAGCAGUGAAUCAGUUGUCGCCUGAAUAAAACCAAUAAACAUUUCACCCAUCCAGGAAUCUUAUAGUGUUCCAAAAAAAAUACUUUGGCAGGUCACCGCAAAAGCCGAUUUAUAACCUGUGAAAGCCUAGCCUGGUCCCAGAUCUGUUUGUGCUCUUGCCGACUCCAUUGCUCAUUGUCAAGCAAAACAAGGAGUGGGCAUGAUAGCACAAACAGAUCUGGUACUCAGGCUAGUACAAGUCAGUAACCGACUGGUUAUGUAGUAAUCAGACAUUUUCAAGUCCUUCAAAUCACAGGGAACAUUUCCCCUGGUGAACUACCACGAUAAGGCUGUGUUGGUGGGAAUCUGUGUUGGUCUGUGUGAGAUGAUAUUGACACAGUGCUGCUGAUGGACCAUGUGGCGAUGUGUCAUCGUGGCUUCUGUUGGGCUCAACAUUUAGGCUGAGUCCCAAAUGGCUCCCCUACUCCCUGUAUAGUGCACUACUUAUGAUUCUGAUACCUGUGAGCUCUGGUCAAAAGUAAUGCACUAAAAUAAGGGAUAGGGUGCCAUUUGGCACGCAGCCGUGGCCAGAUCUCUACCUAUGUGUUUGCUGUAGUGAUGAGUAUUCGUUAUCACGUGUGGGCGUCAGAAACCCAGAGACCAGCACUAAUGAUAAAUUGCACUGAAUCUUAUCAUCAGAAAUGUGUUUUUCCUCCUGUUUUUACCUAGAAUUCUCAACUGUGACACUAGUUCUCUGUAGUGGUAGGCUGGGCUGGUAGCAAUACGACUCUACUCCACUAGUUCUCUGUAGUGGUAGGCUGGUAGCAAUACGACUCUACUCCACUAGUUCUCUGUAGUGGUAGGCUGGUAGCAAUACGUCUCUACUCCACUAGUUCUCUGUAGUGGUAGGCUGGUAGCAAUACGAUUCUACUCCACUAGUUCUCUGUAGUGGUAGGCUGGGCUGGUAGCAAUACGACUCUACUCCACUAGUUCUCUGUAGUGGUAGGCUGGGCUGGUAGCAAUACGACUCUACUCCACCAGUUCUCUGUAGUGGUAGGCUGGGCUGGUAGCAAUACGACUCUACUCCACUAGUUCUCUGUAGUGGUAGGCUGGGCUGGUAGCAAUACGUCUCUACUCCACUAGUUCUCUGUAGUGGUAGGCUGGUAGCAAUACGUCUCUACUCCACUAGUUCUCUGUAGUGGUAGGCUGGUAGCAAUACGUCUCUACUCCACUAGUUCUCUGUAGUGGUAGGCUGGGCUGGUAGCAAUACGACUCUACUCCACUAGUUCUCUGUAGUGGUAGGCUGGGCUGGUAGCAAUACGUCUCUACUCCACUAGUUCUCUGUAGUGGUAGGCUGGGCUGGUAGCAAUACGUCUCUACUCCACUAGUUCUCUGUAGUGGUAGGCUGGUAGCAAUACGUCUCUACUCCACUAGUUCUCUGUAGUGGUAGGCUGGGCUGGUAGCAAUACGUCUCUACUCCACUAGUUCUCUGUAGUGGUAGGCUGGUAGCAGUACGUCUCUACUCCACUAGUUCUCUGUAGUGGUAGGCUGGGCUGGUAGUAAUACGACUCUACUCCACUAGUUCUCUGUAGUGGUAGGCUGGGCUGGUAGCAAUACGACUCUACUCCACUAGUUCUCUGUAGUGGUAGGCUGGGCUGGUAGCAAUACGACUCUACUCCACUAGUUCUCUGUAGUGGUAGGCUGGUAGCAAUACGUCUCUACUCCACUAGUUCUCUGUAGUGGUAGGCUGGUAGCAGUACGUCUCUACUCCACUAGUUCUCUGUAGUGGUAGGCUGGGCUGGUAGCAAUACGUCUCUACUCCACUAGUUCUCUGUAGUGGUAGGCUGGUAGCAAUACGUCUCUACUCCACUAGUUCUCUGUAGUGGUAGGCUGGGCUGGUAGCAAUACGUCUCUACUCCACUAGUUCUCUGUAGUGGUAGGCUGGUAGCAAUACGUCUCUACUCCACUAGUUCUCUGUAGUGGUAGGCUGGUAGCAAUACGUCUCUACUCCACUAGUUCUCUGUAGUGGUAGGCUGGGCUGGUAGCAAUACGUCUCUACUCCACUAGUUCUCUGUAGUGGUAGGCUGGGCUGGUAGCAAUACGACUCUACUCCACUAGUUCUCUGUAGUGGUAGGCUGGUAGCAAUACGACUCUACUCCACUAGUUCUCUGUAGUGGUAGGCUGGUAGCAAUACGUCUCUACUCCACUAGUUCUCUGUAGUGGUAGGCUGGGCUGGUAGCAAUACGACUCUACUCCACUAGUUCUCUGUAGUGGUAGGCUGGGCUGGUGGCAAUACGUCUCUACUCCACUAGUUCUCUGUAGUGGUAGGCUGGUAGCAAUACGUCUCUACUCCACUAGUUCUCUGUAGUGGUAGGCUGGGCUGGUAGCAAUACGACUCUACUCCACUAGUUCUCUGUAGUGGUAGGCUGGGCUGGUAGCAAUACGUCUCUACUCCACUAGUUCUCUGUAGUGGUAGGCUGGUAGCAAUACGUCUCUACUCCACUAGUUCUCUGUAGUGGUAGGCUGGUAGCAAUACGUCUCUACUCCACUAGUUCUCUGUAGUGGUAGGCUGGGCUGGUAGCAAUACGUCUCUACUCCACUAGUUCUCUGUAGUGGUAGGCUGGGCUGGUAGCAAUACGACUCUACUCCACUAGUUCUCUGUAGUGGUAGGCUGGUAGCAAUACGACUCUACUCCACUAGUUCUCUGUAGUGGUAGGCUGGUAGCAAUACGUCUCUACUCCACUAGUUCUCUGUAGUGGUAGGCUGGGCUGGUAGCAAUACGACUCUACUCCACUAGUUCUCUGUAGUGGUAGGCUGGGCUGGUGGCAAUACGUCUCUACUCCACUAGUUCUCUGUAGUGGUAGGCUGGUAGCAAUACGUCUCUACUCCACUAGUUCUCUGUAGUGGUAGGCUGGGCUGGUAGCAAUACGACUCUACUCCACUAGUUCUCUGUAGUGGUAGGCUGGGCUGGUAGCAAUACGUCUCUACUCCACUAGUUCUCUGUAGUGGUAGGCUGGUAGCAAUACGACUCUACUCCACUAGUUCUCUGUAGUGGUAGGCUGGUAGCAAUACGACUCUACUCCACUAGUUCUCUGUAGUGGUAGGCUGGGCUGGUAGCAAUACGACUCUACUCCACUAGUUCUCUGUAGUGGUAGGCUGGUAGCAAUACGACUCUACUCCACUAGUUCUCUGUAGUGGUAGGCUGGUAGCAAUACGACUCUACUCCACUAGUUCUCUGUAGUGGUAGGCUGGUAGCAAUACGACUCUACUCCACUAGUUCUCUGUAGUGGUAGGCUAGUAGCAAUACGACUCUACUCCACUAGUUCUCUGUAGUGGUAGGCUGGAAGCAAUACGACUCUACUCCACUAGUUCUCUGUAGUGGUAGGCUGGUAGCAAUACGACUCUACUCCACUAGUUCUCUGUAGUGGUAGGCUGGGCUGGUAGCAAUACGUCUCUACUCCACUAGUUCUCUGUAGUGGUAGGCUGGUAGCAAUACGACUCUACUCCACUAGUUCUCUGUAGUGGUAGGCUGGUGGCAAUACAACUCUACUCCACUAGUUCUCUGUAGUGGUAGGCUGGUAGCAAUACGACUCUACUCCACUAGUUCUCUGUAGUGGUAAGCCGGGCUGGUAGCAAUACGACUCUACUCCACUAGUUCUCUGUAGUGGUAGGCUGGGCUGGUAGCAAUACGUCUCUACUCCACUAGUUCUCUGUAGUGGUAGGCUGGGCUGGUAGCAAUACGUCUCUACUCCACUAGUUCUCUGUAGUGGUAGGCUGGGCUGGUAGCAAUACGUCUCUACUCCACUAGUUCUCUGUAGUGGUAGGCUGGGCUGGUAGCAAUACGUCUCUACUCCACUAGUUCUCUGUAGUGGUAGGCUGGUAGCAAUACGACUCUACUCCACUAGUUCUCUGUAGUGGUAGGCUGGGCUGGUAGCAAUACGUCUCUACUCCACUAGUUCUCUGUAGUGGUAGGCUGGUGGCAAUACGACUUUACUCCACUAGUUCUCUGUAGUGGUAGGCUGGGCUGGUAGCAAUACGACUCUACUCCACUAGUUCUCUGUAGUGGUAGGCUGGUAGCAAUACGUCUCUACUCCACUAGUUCUCUGUAGUGGUAGGCUGGUAGCAGUACGUCUCUACUCCACUAGUUCUCUGUAGUGGUAGGCUGGGCUGGUAGCAAUACGACUCUACUCCACUAGUUCUCUGUAGUGGUAGGCUGGUAGCAAUACGACUCUACUCCACUAGUUCUCUGUAGUGGUAGGCUGGGCUGGUAGCAAUAUGUCUCUACUCCACUAGUUCUCUGUAGUGGUAGGCUGGGCUGGUAGCAAUACGUCUCUACUCCACUAGUUCUCUGUAGUGGUAGGCUGGUAGCAAUACGACUCUACUCCACUAGUUCUCUGUAGUGGUAGGCUGGGCUGGUAGCAAUACGUCUCUACUCCACUAGUUCUCUGUAGUGGUAGGCUGGUAGCAAUACGUCUCUACUCCACUAGUUCUCUGUAGUGGUAGGCUGGUAGCAAUACGUCUCUACUCCACUAGUUCUCUGUAGUGGUAGGCUGGUAGCAAUACGACUCUACUCCACUAGUUCUCUGUAGUGGUAGGCUGGGCUGGUAGCAAUACGUCUCUACUCCACUAGUUCUCUGUAGUGGUAGGCUGGUAGCAAUACGUCUCUACUCCACUAGUUCUCUGUAGUGGUAGGCUGGUAGCAAUACGUCUCUACUCCACUAGUUCUCUGUAGUGGUAGGCUGGUAGCAAUACGACUCUACUCCACUAGUUCUCUGUAGUGGUAGGCUGGGCUGGUAGCAAUACGUCUCUACUCCACUAGUUCUCUGUAGUGGUAGGCUGGUAGCAAUACGUCUCUACUCCACUAGUUCUCUGUAGUGGUAGGCUGGGCUGGUAGCAAUACGACUCUACUCCACUAGUUCUCUGUAGUGGUGGGCUGGUGGCAAUACGUCUCUACUCCACUAGUUCUCUGUAGUGGUAGGCUGGUAGCAAUACGUCUCUACUCUACUAGUUCUCUGUAGUGGUAGGCUGGGCUGGUAGCAAUACGUCUCUACUCCACUAGUUCUCUGUAGUGGUAGGCUGGUAGCAAUACGUCUCUACUCCACUAGUUCUCUGUAGUGGUAGGCUGGGCUGGUAGCAAUACGACUCUACUCCACUAGUUCUCUGUAGUGGUAGGCUGGGCUGGUAGCAAUAUGUCUCUACUCCACUAGUUCUCUGUAGUGGUAGGCUGGGCUGGUAGCAAUACGUCUCUACUCCACUAGUUCUCUGUAGUGGUAGGCUGGUAGCAAUACGUCUCUACUCCACUAGUUCUCUGUAGUGGUAGGCUGGGCUGGUAGCAAUACGACUCUACUCCACUAGUUCUCUGUAGUGGUAGGCUGGGCUGGUAGCAAUACGACUCUACUCCACUAGUUCUCUGUAGUGGUAGGCUGGGCUGGUAGCAAUACGACUCUACUCCACUAGUUCUCUGUAGUGGUAGGCUGGUAGCAAUACGUCUCUACUCCACUAGUUCUCUGUAGUGGUAGGCUGGUAGCAAUACGACUCUACUCCACUAGUUCUCUGUAGUGGUAGGCUGGGCUGGUAGCAAUACGACUCUACUCCACUAGUUCUCUGUAGUGGUAGGCUGGGCUGGUAGCAAUACGACUCUACUCCACUAGUUCUCUGUAGUGGUAGGCUGGGCUGGUAGCAAUACGACUCUACUCCACUAGUUCUCUGUAGUGGUAGGCUGGUAGCAAUACGUCUCUACUCCACUAGUUCUCUGUAGUGGUAGGCUGGUAGCAAUACGUCUCUACUCCACUAGUUCUCUGUAGUGGUAGGCUGGUAGCAAUACGUCUCUACUCCACUAGUUCUCUGUAGUGGUAGGCUGGGCUGGUAGCAAUACGUCUCUACUCCACUAGUUCUCUGUAGUGGUAGGCUGGUAGCAAUACGUCUCUACUCCACUAGUUCUCUGUAGUGGUAGGCUGGGCUGGUAGCAAUACAUCUCUACUCCACUAGUUCUCUGUAGUGGUAGGCUGGGCUGGUAGCAAUACGUCUCUACUCCACUAGUUCUCUGUAGUGGUAGGCUGGGCUGGUAGCAAUACGUCUCUACUCCACUAGUUCUCUGUAGUGGUAGGCUGGGCUGGUAGCAAUACGUCUCUACUCCACUAGUUCUCUGUAGUGGUAGGCUGGGCUGGUAGCAAUACGUCUCUACUCCACUAGUUCUCUGUAGUGGUAGGCUGGUAGCAAUACGACUCUACUCCACUAGUUCUCUGUAGUGGUAGGCUGGGCUGGUAGCAAUACGUCUCUACUCCACUAGUUCUCUGUAGUGGUAGGCUGGUAGCAAUACGUCUCUACUCCACUAGUUCUCUGUAGUGGUAGGCUGGGCUGGUAGCAAUACGUCUCUACUCCACUAGUUCUCUGUAGUGGUAGGCUGGGCUGGUAGCAAUACGUCUCUACUCCACUAGUUCUCUGUAGUGGUAGGCUGGGCUGGUAGCAAUACGUCUCUACUCCACUAGUUCUCUGUAGUGGUAGGCUGGGCUGGUAGCAAUACGUCUCUACUCCACUAGUUCUCUGUAGUGGUAGGCUGGUAGCAAUACGUCUCUACUCCACUAGUUCUCUGUAGUGGUAGGCUGGGCUGGUAGCAAUACGUCUCUACUCCACUAGUUCUCUGUAGUGGUAGGCUGGUAGCAAUACGUCUCUACUCCACUAGUUCUCUGUAGUGGUAGGCUGGUAGCAAUACGACUCUACUCCACUAGUUCUCUGUAGUGGUAGGCUGGGCUGGUAGCAAUACGUCUCUACUCCACUAGUUCUCUGUAGUGGUAGGCUGGGCUGGUAGCAAUACGUCUCUACUCCACUAGUUCUCUGUAGUGGUAGGCUGGGCUGGUAGCAAUACGACUCUACUCCACUAGUUCUCUGUAGUGGUAGACUGGUAGCAAUACGUCUCUACUCCACUAGUUCUAUGUAGUGGUAGGCUGGGCUGGUAGCAAUACGACUGCUACUCCACUAGUUCUCUGUAGUGGUAGGCUGGGCUGGUAGCAAUACGACCUCUACUCUCCACUAGUUCUCUGUAGUGGUAGGCUGGUAGCAAUACGACUCUACUCCACUAGUUCUCUGUAGUGGUAGGCUGGUAGCAACUACGACUCUACUCCACUAGUUUCUCUGUAGUGGUAGGCUGGUAGCAAUACGUCUCUACUCCACUAGUUCUCUGUAGUGGUAGGCUGGGCUGGUAGCAAUACGUCUCUACUCCACUAGUUCUCUGUAGUGGUAGGCUGGGCUGGUAGCAAUACGUCUCUACUCCACUAGUUCUCUGUAGUGGUAGGCUGGGCUGGUAGCAAUACGUCUCUACUCCCACUAGUUCUCUGUAGUGGUAGGCUGGGCUGGUAGCAAUACGUCUCUACUCCACUAGUUCUCUGUAGUGGUAGGCUGGUAGCAAUACGUCCUAUACUUCACUAGUUCUCUGUAGUGGUAGGCUGGGCUGGUAGCAAUACGUCUCUACUCCACUAGUUCUCUGUAGUGGUAGGCUGGGUAGCAAUACGACUCUACUCCACUAGUUCUCUGUAGUGGUAGGCUGGGCUGGUAGCAAUACGACUCUACUCCACUAGUUCUCUGUAGUGGUAGGCUGGCUGGUAGCAAUACGACUCUACUCCACUAGUUCUCUGUAGUGGUAGGCUGGUAGCAAUACGACUCUACUCCACUAGUUCUCUGUAGUGGUAGGCUGGUAGCAAUACGACUCUACUCCACUAGUUCUCUGUAGUGGUAGGCUGGUAGCAAUACGUCUCUACUCCACUAGUUCUCUGUAGUGGUAGGCUGGGCUGGUAGCAAUACGUCUCUACUCCACUAGUUCUCUGUAGUGGUAGGCUGGGCUGGUAGCAAUACGUCUCUACUCCACUAGUUCUCUGUAGUGGUAGGCUGGGCUGGUAGCAAUACGUCUCUACUCCACUAGUUCUCUGUAGUGGUAGGCUGGGCUGGUAGCAAUACGACUCUACUCCACUAGUUCUCUGUAGUGGUAGGCUGGUAGCAAUACGUCUCUACUCCACUAGUUCUCUGUAGUGGUAGGCUGGUAGCAAUACGUCUCUACUCCACUAGUUCUCUGUAGUGGUAGGCUGGGCUGGUAGCAAUACGACUCUACUCCACUAGUUCUCUGUAGUGGUAGGCUGGUAGCAAUACGUCUCUACUCCACUAGUUCUCUGUAGUGGUAGGCUGGGCUGGUAGCAAUACGACUCUACUCCACUAGUUCUCUGUAGUGGUAGGCUGGGCUGGUAGCAAUACGUCUCUACUCCACUAGUUCUCUGUAGUGGUAGGCUGGGCUGGUAGCAAUACGUCUCUACUCCACUAGUUCUCUGUAGUGGUAGGCUGGGCUGGUAGCAAUACGUCUCUACUCCACUAGUUCUCUGUAGUGGUAGGCUGGGCUGGUAGCAAUACGACUCUACUCCACUAGUUCUCUGUAGUGGUAGGCUGGGCUGGUAGCAAUACGACUCUACUCCACUAGUUCUCUGUAGUGGUAGGCUGGGCUGGUAGCAAUACGACUCUACUCCACUAGUUCUCUGUAGUGGUAGGCUGGUAGCAAUACGACUCUACUCCACUAGUUCUCUGUAGUGGUAGGCUGGUAGCAAUACGACUCUACUCCACUAGUUCUCUGUAGUGGUAGGCUGGGCUGGUAGCAAUACGUAUCUACUCCACUAGUUCUCUGUAGUGGUAGGCUGGGCUGGUAGCAAUACGUCUCUACUCCACUAGUUCUCUGUAGUGGUAGGCUGGGCUGGUAGCAAUACGACUCUACUCCACUAGUUCUCUGUAGUGGUAGGCUGGGCUGGUAGCAAUACGACUCUACUCCACUAGUUCUCUGUAGUGGUAGGCUGGGCUGGUAGCAAUACGACUCUACUCCACUAGUUCUCUGUAGUGGUAGGCUGGUAGCAAUACGACUCUACUCCACUAGUUCAAUCAAUCAAUCAAUCAAUUUUAUUUUAUAUAGCCCUUCUUACAUCAGCUAAUAUCUCGAAGUGCUGUACAGAAACCCAGCCUAAAACCCCAAACAGCUAGUAAUGCAGGUGUAGAAGCACGGUGGCUAGGAAAAACUCCCUAGAAAGGCAAAACCUAGGAAGAAACCUAGAGAGGAACCAGGCUAUGAGGGGUGGCCAGUCCUCUUCUGGCUGUGUUCUGGUAGCAAUACGUCUCUACUCCACUAGUUCUCUGUAGUGGUAGGCUGGUAGCAAUACGUCUCUACUCCACUAGUUCUCUUUAUUGGUAGGCUGGUAGCAAUACGUCUCUACUCCACUAGUUCUCUGUAGUGGUAGGCUGGGCUGGUAGCAGUACGUCUCUACUCCACUAGUUCUCUGUAGUGGUAGGCUGGGCUGGUAGCAAUACGACUCUACUCCACUAGUUCUCUGUAGUGGUAGGCUGGGCUGGUAGCAAUACGACUCUACUCCACUAGUUCUCUGUAGUGGUAGGCUGGUGGCAAUACGUCUCUACUCCACUAGUUCUCUGUAGUGGUAGGCUGGUAGCAAUACGUCUCUACUCCACUAGUUCUCUGUAGUGGUAGGCUGGUAGCAAUACGUCUCUACUCCACUAGUUCUCUGUAGUGGUAGGCUGGGCUGGUAGCAAUACGUCUCUACUCCAUUAGUUCUCUGUAGUGGUAGGCUGGGCUGGUAGCAAUACGACUCUACUCCACUAGUUCUCUGUAUCAGAGUAGCAUUGCUGAUAUGGCACGUGACUGGAGGUACUUGAGGUAUAGUCAAAGUGAAAAGCACAGUCACUUUCAUUUCAACGUUUUUUUUUGUUGAUUGACUGGCUGGCUGCAGAGUCAAGGUUUUAGUCACUGACUUUCACUACUGUCGUGUCUAGUAGAGAACACCUAUUUCCGUUUGUAGAAGCUACAAAUACAUUUAGUCUUAGCGGUUAGUGUUGCUGAAGAGAGUAUUAUCAAUGGGAAACCAUGCAUUUCAGCUGAGGACCCUUUCUUCAUAAGGUCUAUGGUGUCAUGUCAAAAUCAAUGCAUUUGGAGCUGCUAGAAGACAUCCGUGCAACUCUAACUCUCGAGAAAAUAUGUCUGUAAUUUAAUAGAAUGCUGGUCGGAUAUAGUUUUUUCAGUGGUUUUUAAAGACUAUCAUUCAUCUACAACAAUUCUUGCUCUGAGGUCCUCAUGUAUGUAUAUACAUGUUCCGUUACAGAGUGGGCCUGCAUAUUAUCAGGCCCAGAUGAUCAAGGUACAAGCUCUGCAUGCUCGUGGGUAACGAUGGCCUUUUAGUCCCAGAGGUGUGGGAAACAAAACAGGUUAGACAGAAAUGUUCCACUUGUUGGUUCCUCUAAAAAGGUCAAGACAGGGGCCAGGUUAAGAGGAGGGAAGAUAAGACUGUUAUGCCAUGUGGUCUUACUUUCAGAGACAGGCCUGGGUAAACCCCAGUGCUCACGUCACUUAGGCUAACAACCCACUGACACGGGUCCUUUACCAGAAAUUACAGCCGUUCUCCCCACUCCUGCCCACGGCUUUCUACUAUACCUCAUUUACACAGAAGAGAGAGAGAGAGAGUCUUCUGAACGACUAUUACUCAGGAAACAGGAAACGUGUCACAGUGAGCGAAAAUUCAACUUCCUGUUUAUCAAGCGAGUUGAAGAAACCAUACAACCACAGAAUACGCUGAGCCCUCUCAUGCUCUGGUGAGGCCUGGGCUGAGCCAACACGGGAGUGGCAGGUAGCCUGGCGGGUAGGAGCAUUGGGCCAGUAACCGAAAAGGUUGCUGGAUCGAAUCCCAGAGCUGACAAGCUAAAAAAUCUGUUGAAUCUGCCCCUGAGCAAGGCAGUUAACCCACUGUUCCCAGGGCGCUGAUGACGUGGAUGUCGAUUUAGGGCAUCCCCCCCCCCCACCCCCCCCCCCUCCCCCCCGCACCUCUCUGAUUCAGAGGGGUUGGGUUAAAUGCGGAAGACACAUUUCAGUUGAAUGCAUUCAGUUGUACAACUGACUAGAUAUCCCCCUUUCCUUCCCCCCCUCCCCUCACAUGCUCUGGUGAGGCCUGGGCUGAUGGAUAAGUCUCACAGAACUAGACCAGGUGGGAUGGUUUGCAUAGAAUGGAAUCACAUGAUCUGGAUCUACCAACCGCAUCCUGGGUUUUCACUAAAAUGAUUGGAAGAUAAUUUGUUGACAAAUGAAUGAAAGUGGCUUUGUUUUUUAUCCGCAGCGACAGACUGAUGAUGCCUCGGUUGUAAAAAAAAUAAGCGGUCGAUGUCCGCGCCCCCCGCUGAAAUCGAAUUAACAUAAUACACAAAUCCCCAACAAAAUCCGUCAGUUUGAGCUGGAGAUACAUUAGCUUGACUUUUUUACAGAUCCUCAGUUGAAAAAAUGAAUGGAAUUAUAUAUGCAGAUUGUUCACUGUAAAAAAAAUAAGGGGUUAAAUACAUCAAAAAUAAAAUUACAAAUGAGGCCAAAUACCAUGGGACCACGCAGCCGUCAUACCGCUCAGGAAGGAGACGCGUUCUGUCUCCUAGAGAUGAACGUACUUUGGUGCGAAAAGUACAAAUCAAUCCCAGAACAACAGCAAAGGACCUUGUGAAGAUGCUUGAGGAAACAGGUACAAAAGUAUCUAUAUCCACAGUAAAACAAGUCCUAUAUCGACAUAACCUGAAAGGCCGAUCAGCAAGGAAGAAGCCACUGCUCCAAAACCGCCAUAAAAAAGCCAGACUACGGUUUGCAACUGCACAUGGAGACAAAGACCGUACUUUUUGGAGAAAUGUCCUCUGGUCUGAUGAAACAAAAAUAGAACUGUUUGACCAUAAUGACCAUCGUUAUGUUUGGAGGAAAAAGGGGGACGCUUGCAAGCCAAAGAACACCAUCCCAACCGUGAAGCACGGGGGUGGCAGCAUCAUGCUGUGGGGGUGCUUUGCUGCAGGAGGGACUGGUGCACUUCACAAAAUAGAUGGCAUCAUGAGGAAGGAAAAUUAUGUGGAUAUAUUGAAGCAACAUCUCAAGACAUCAGUCAGGAAGUUAAAGCUUGGUCGCAAAUGGGUCUUCCAAAUGGACAAUGACCCCAAGCAAACUUCCAAAGUUGUGGCAAAAUGGCUUAAGGACAACAAAGUCAAGGUAUUGGAGUGGCCAUCACAAAGCCCUGACCUCAAUCCUAUAGAAAAUGUGUGGGCAUAACUGAAAAAGCAUGUGCGAGCAAGGAGGCCUACAAACCUGACUCAGUUACACCAGCUCUGUCAGGAGGAAUGGGCCAAAAUUCACCCAAUUUAUUGUGGGAAGCUUGUGGAUGGCUACCCGAAACAUUUGACCCAAGUUAAACAAUUUAAAGGCAAUGCUACCAAAUACUAAUUGAGUGUAUGUAAACUUCUGACAAACGGGGAAUGUGAUUAAAUAAAUAAAAGCUGAAAUAAAUCAUUCUCUCUACUAUUAUUCUGACAUUUCACAUUCUUAAAAUAAAGUGGUGAUCCUAACUGACCUAAGACAGGGAAGGAAUUUUUACUAGGAUUAAAUGUCAGAAAUUGUGAAAAACUGAGUUUAAAUGUAUUUAUUUGGCUAAGGUCUAUGUAAACUUCAGACUUUAACUGUACAUUUGAUUGAUUGAUUAGUUUCUGUGGUUUCAGGAGAGUGAGAACCUGGAGAAGGAGAACACAGCUCUGAGGAAGGAGGUGAAGAGACUAACAGAAGAGGCCAAGUAUCUCUCCUCCGUCCUGACUACCCAUGAGCCUCUCUGCACCGGCCUGGCCCCUCAGACGACCCAUGACCUCCUGUACCCCCCCCAUCACCACGGGAGCAGUGCCUUCCACCACCAGCACAGCAUCGCUGUGUCGCACUACCAGCACUGAUCACCACAGACCAACAGGGGGUGCUAAAGAGAAGCUAGAGAAGUUUACUGACCUUGGUACACCAUGGAACCCUAUUUCCUACAUAGUGCACUACUUUCUACCAGAGUCCUAUGGGUCAAAAGUCGUGUACUAUAUAGAGCCACUUGAACAGAAUGUCUAGAGGUUCGAGUAAAGACUGGUGUUUGAAACAGCACAGAACAGGCAGCACUUAGGAAUGGUUUCUUGGUGUAA
Messenger RNA from Coregonus sp. 'balchen', 14320 nucleotides. NCBI's taxonomy places the organism in Eukaryota, Metazoa, Chordata, Actinopteri, Salmoniformes, Salmonidae. The record is from the annotation of a GenBank genome assembly.